This is a messenger RNA of Baudoinia panamericana UAMH 10762, 837 nucleotides long. RefSeq lists its product as uncharacterized. Gene Ontology annotation, biological process: mitochondrion organization. The annotation marks the transcript as partial. NCBI's taxonomy places the organism in Eukaryota, Fungi, Ascomycota, Dothideomycetes, Mycosphaerellales, Teratosphaeriaceae. Gene Ontology annotation, cellular component: SAM complex. The transcript has a single exon. The record is from RefSeq and is a predicted model, not a curated record.
AUGAUACGAUUGCACGUGCUCGGUCCCGGCUUUGGCCUUCCUUCAGUAGAUGCAGAAUGCAUAGCCGCCAUUGCUCUGCUGAAGCUGCAACUCCCACCAGAACUCUGGACGCUCAUCCCAACCCACGACGACAGCUAUGGUCUACCAUUACUAGACGACGGUUCAGACCAAGUCUUCGGCUUCCACAAUAUCGUCCGAUACUUCGACCAACACCAAGACAAGCAUGACUCGAGUAGUGCCUAUCCCGCCGACUCCACAGCCCUCACCUCCUUCCUCUCAACCCACGCCCAGCACCUCCUCGACAUCUCCCUCUACGUCUCCUUCGACAACUACACCCUCACCCGCUCCGCCUUCACCAAGAUCCUACCAUGGCACACGAACUACAUCCUGCCGCCUAAGCGAAGAGCGGCAGCCAGACGACGAACAGAACACUUGGGCAUCUCCAGUAUAGACGUGGAUAACGUGCACGAUGACCUUAGUGGACGACCGUCGGGCUUUGAUGGAGUGGGGAAGGAACAAGGGCAGGGGUUUGAGGUGGAGGCGCAGAAGAGGGCUAGUCUGCUAUUACCGCGGAGAGAGACGGUGCAGAGUAUGUUGCGCCGGCCGGAGCAUUCCGCCGCGUUUAAGCUGCAUGCGUUGGCGGACAACUUCUUUGGGCCAUUGCAGAGCAUGUUGGGUAAUCGAGAUUUCUUACUUGGCGAUGAGAUGACGAGCGUGGAUUGUUUGGCCUACGGCUACCUGAGUCUGAUGCUCUACCCGCAACUCCCGCAGGACUGGCUCGCGCAGACAAUGAGGAGGAAGUACGGCAAGCUCGUGCGGUAUGUGGCGCGUAUGCAU